AUGAACGUGAAUGAAAAUUCGGACAAGUUUGGAAUGGGACGAGGAGAUCAGAUCAGAAGAACGAGCAAGAAGAGUUUGAAGGCCAUGGAGGAUGGUCUUAUACAGUUCGACUGGCAAACCCGUCUCUACGACUUGCCGUCAAAUCCGGACCCAGCCACGGACCCGGAGCAAUCUAUGCAAGACGGCUUGUUGCGAUCGAAGCUUUCAGGGGAACUGAUAGUACCUUGCAUGGUCAUGGACUCAUACGCAAAAGACGAGAAAAAGCUCAGGCCAGCCGUGGGCAGUCAGCCUGCCAUGGACAAGACGAGACGUCCUUCCAAGACUGUAUACGGCCACCAAGACGGCCACCAAGAGCCUAGAGAUGUGAUCCAUCCGUGGUCCUGGAACAUGCCAGCCAACGACCCCCGGUCAGCUCCAUGUGGAGGGAAUGGCAGCGAUUGGGCGGAUGACGGGCAGGGCUCCCACAACGGGCAUCUUGCCCGUCUUUGGCUGACGUUCCAGCGGAGACGCCGUGACGGCCACGACAAGCGGCUCCGCCAUAUGACCCCCACCACUUUGCUUUACUCGAUUCGAUGGGAUCUGGACGUCACGGUCCCUCUCCUCGUCCCAUCUUCGGUUCCUCGGCCUCUCGCAUCUUCGAUGGCCUCAACGGGAGAUCAUAUGAGGAUCAUUACGACCUGGAACAUCGUGUUUGUCGCUCUCCACGUUUUCUUCGUCUCCUUCUUGGGAAAAUUUUUGAGUUGCGGUGCGGGUAGCUGGCCUGUUUCGAGAGGCUCCCUCCGUGAAGACAAUCUCGACUGUUGCCAAUCUAUUGAUGUGAACUGGAGCUGGUCGAGCCUGACCCUUUCAAUGCAACUUCAGCUGUCCAGCCCGAUCGCGCUGAUGGCAUCACUCGGUGUGCAGCCGUGUCUCAUAGCCUCAACGCUCAGCGCAUCUUUUCAUCAACUUCAGACCAUGAACUUUUGCCCAUGUGGACUCCGUCGCACCCGACUUGGCUCCCAGGUCGUGGGCCAUUCAAUGGCACGCGUCAUUCGAAAACGCCAACGCAUUCCCAAUCCUCCAAAGUGGUUCUACCGGCUGCCCGCGGCCAGGCCAGGCCAGGUAUUGCCAGGCAGGGCGCUCAUCGGUCCUGGUUUCUUCUUCUCGCCUUCUUCGUCCGAUCAUCAACUGAACACAUUGAAACUCACCCCCGUGCCCACAUCGUGGAUCCGAAGCAGGGUCAAGGGCGCUAAACCCUGUCCCAUCAGCGGGUACCUGGGCCAGACCAGGCACAGGCUCCAGGGCCCCCCUCGGCCCCUCCUCCUAGCCAGACUCCUCCUGAACAGAACUGAGCCCGUGAGGAGGAGAGGAAGCAAGGAAGGGGAAAAGGGGACGGGCGCGGAUAUACAAGCGAAGAACAUGGCUGCAGCUGUUUAUGCGACGGAGAAUGAGCUGAGGCCCCUCCACAUUCCCGCUGUGCCUCUCGAGAUGGGCCAAGACCUCCAUCUGCUUGAUUCGGUUACUGGCCGAUUCUAUCGGCCGAGAGGUGAUGACAUAAUCAUACUCCGUACACACAGAAGCUCUCCUGAGUUCGAUUCUCUCUUCAUUUUUGGUGUCCGGCGGUCGGACGGUGGAUCUUUUGGCUUUUGGGAUGCAGCAGGAUGUCUCCCAAAUGAGAUGCGUGGAAGGGCCGAUGAGACUCAUGCGAGAAGCCGCCUUCAUCACUUUCAUAAGUUCUACGAGAUAGGCCACCUACCUAACACGAUCCACAGAGUACUCAAGAGGUUUUCUUCUAAUAUCAAAGAGAAUGUGGAAGUCUACAAUCCGAAGGAGAAGUCGUCCUUCAUAAUCGGCAACACUCAACUCGGUGAUGACUCGCACCGUCAUGAAUUAGAUGGAUGUUCUUUGACUGCCGCUGUUCUGCGCAGAGCAUCCAAAGAACUUGGACUUCUUUCCCGGCCGCAAUCCGCAGCUAUGGAGUUCCACUUCCAGAUGCCGCGUCAUCCGUCUUUCGCGCCCGGCGCUCAAUCUGACACGGCCCUUGCAGCUGCGACGCCGCCACUGGACAAGUCUCGCUGUUCCGGCCGGAAGCCCAUUUUCCUCGCCGUCACUGCGGCCUCCCUCAUCGGCUCGAUUGUCGGUGCCUCGUCUUGGUCUCGGACGCGUCUGUUGUGA
This is a messenger RNA of Colletotrichum lupini, 2154 nucleotides long. RefSeq lists its product as uncharacterized. The record is from RefSeq and is a predicted model, not a curated record. The coding region runs from base 1 to 2154 and encodes 717 amino acids. The transcript is spliced from 16 exons. Lineage: Eukaryota; Fungi; Ascomycota; Sordariomycetes; Glomerellales; Glomerellaceae.